Puma concolor (puma) is the source of this 945-nucleotide messenger RNA. The record is from RefSeq and is a predicted model, not a curated record. Lineage: Eukaryota; Metazoa; Chordata; Mammalia; Carnivora; Felidae.
AUGACCGUCACGUACACAGCCCGCGUGGCGAACGCGCGCUUCGGCGGCUUCUCGAAGUUGUUGCUGCUGUGGCGCGGGAGCAUCUACAAACUUCUGUGGCGCGAGCUGCUCUGUUUCCUCGGGCUCUACAUGGCGCUGAGUGCCGCCUAUCGCUUCGUGCUGACUGAAGAGCAGAAGCGCUACUUCGAGAAGCUCGUCAUUUACUGUGACCAGUAUGCCAGUCUCAUCCCGGUUUCUUUCGUGCUGGGUGUGGCCCCAAUUCCAGAGACCUUGGAUGUCACCUGGUCACAUCCUAACGCAUCCUGGGGGCGGGGAGAGGGGUCCACCCGGAGGUGCCCGCGCUUUGCCCCCGCAUGUCGGCGCCCACAGGUGUCAAUGCUGGCCGUGGACGAGAUGUACGACGACCUGGCCAUGCUGGAGAAGGAUUUGUACUGGGACGCAGCCGAGGCUCGAGCCCCCUAUACUGCAGCCACCGCGUUCCUGCUGCAACAGCCCUCCUUCCAGGGCUCCACCUUUGAUAUCACGCUGGCCAAAGAGGACAUGCAGUUCCAAAGGCUGGACGGCGUGGACGCGCCGCUGGGCGAGGCACAUGGUGACUUUUUGCAGCGCCUCCUGCCGGUAGGUGCGGGCAUGGCCGCAGGAGGCCUGCUGGGCCGGCGCCUGUCCUUGCUGCGCCGCAAGAACAGCUGCGUGUCGGAAACGUCCACGGCCGCCAGCUGCGCGUGCGCAGGCGCCCCCGACGGCGCGGCCCCGGAAUGCGGUUGCGGGGACCCGCUGCUCGACACCGGCUUGCGGGAGCCGGAGUCGGAGGUCCCCCCUGGCCCGGAACUGCCCAUCCCCGGGCCCGCCGAGCCCUUCACCACUGUGCCUAUGCCGGCGCCCCGGGGACCGGCUCCACCCUGGCUGCCCAGCCCCAUUGGCGAGGAGGAGGAGAGUCUGGCCUGA